AUGCCCGGUGUGUUUCGUCAUUCAUCAGAGGUUCAGUGCCAAGGGUAUCGUCAGCUCACGUUCUACGAUAAGGUUAAAGGUGGACGUGUCAUCCUUAUCCUUGCGCCACAAGGCGGUCGAAGUCGUCGGAGCAAAGCGUUCCUCCAGGUAGAUGUGAAAUCAUACAAAGGCGAGCGCGAUAGAGCAGUCAGUGGUAAGAAACGAACAAUGGAGGGUUAA
This is a messenger RNA of Psilocybe cubensis, 219 nucleotides long. RefSeq lists its product as uncharacterized. Lineage: Eukaryota; Fungi; Basidiomycota; Agaricomycetes; Agaricales; Agrocybaceae. The record is from RefSeq and is a predicted model, not a curated record. The transcript has 3 exons. The coding region runs from base 1 to 219 and encodes 72 amino acids.